ACACAAGUUUCUUCUUGCUUUCAUAAAGGGAAUGACAAACAUCGACAUGCAGGCUGAUGAACAGACAGUUGUAAGGAAUCACAGAAGAUGAUGGACUGAAGACUGAAGAACAAAUAUCAACAUGUCCAGCAGAGAAAGCAGAGUUUCUGAGGGUGUGAAGCUGAAUCUGGUUGUGUGUGGGAGUGAUGGGGCAUUAAAAUCCUCCAUAUCAGAGCAGAUCUUGAGAGAUGUGGAUCUUCAUGGACGUCAGAUCAGUCUGGUGGAUCUUCCAGCUCUGUUCAACACUCGUCUCUCAGAGGAGGAAGUGAUGCGUCAGACUCUCCACUGUGUGUCUCUCUGUGAUCCUGGAGUUCAUGUUUUCCUCCACAUUAUUCCUGAUGCUCCUCUCAAUAAUGAAGAUAAAGCAGAAAUGGAGGAAAUCCAGAGGAUCUUCAGCUCCAGAAUCAACAAACACAUGAUGAUCCUCAUAAUGCACAGUUCAGAGCAUCAGACAGCAGAACUCGAUGAAGAAACACAGUCUGUCAUUGAGAGUUUUGGAGGUCGACAUCAUUUCUUUGGUCCCAACACACAAGUGUCCACAUUGAUGGAGAACAUUGAGAAGAUGCUGGAAGAAAACAGAGGAGAGUUUUUCUCCAAAGAGACAUUUCUGGAGGCGCAGAUGAAAAAACUGAUGAGAUAUGAAGAGAUGAAGAAGAAAAUGUAUUCACUAGAGGCAAAUUUACUGCCACAAGGAUCAAACGAGAGUAAAGAUAAACUGAGGAUUGUGCUGCUGGGAAAAACUGGAGUUGGAAAAAGUGCAACUGGAAACACAAUCUCAGGAAGAAACACUUUUAAAGCACAAGCAUCUUUUGAGUCAGUGACUAAAGAGAGUCAGAGAGAAACAUCUGAAAUCAACGGCCGACACGGUUACUGUGAUCGACACUCCAGGACUUGUUUGAUACUGAACUGA
Megalobrama amblycephala (Wuchang bream) is the source of this 949-nucleotide messenger RNA. Its product is annotated as GTPase IMAP family member 8-like. NCBI's taxonomy places the organism in Eukaryota, Metazoa, Chordata, Actinopteri, Cypriniformes, Xenocyprididae. The record is from RefSeq and is a predicted model, not a curated record. The coding region runs from base 122 to 949 and encodes 275 amino acids. Gene Ontology annotation, molecular function: GTP binding. The transcript has 4 exons.